CCAAUCGUAUUUCCUCUAUUAUACUUCUUCAGAUUCUGCGUGUUUACUCCUCUUUGCACGUAAUUUUCAUUCACGUUUCAGCAAAGGUCUCCCUGGUAUGUCUAACUGGAAUCAAUUGAACACUUACUACCGUAUUAUAUACGACUACUUAAAACCAGAGCAAGUGAUAUCGUGUGCCGAAGGUGUAUUGCAGUCUAUUGUAGGGACACCAAACUCAGACCAGGGCGACACUACCUUGGCUAGUAGUGACACGGCAAAUGCUCCAGGUCGGCUGUGUUUUGUGAACAGUCCUGUACAAGUGAGGGUUUUACUUGGAUUGCUUGCCUAUUUCUUCAUCACUGUUGUUCUUAUUCAUUUGGCCUGGCUUGUGUACGGAUUUAAUAUAAAUGAACUAUUCGUACGAUCUGGAAUCCAACAGCCACAAGCUCAGCGACCUCGUCACAAGGCCAGUUAUAGUGAAAAGACAUCUCAGUCUGCACAAGCUUCAAAUAUUCCAAUAAAUAAGUCAAAUUUCAUGGAUUAAAAGUUUAUAAUUAAGAAAAAAAAAAAAUCAGUUGUCUAAAUUAUUAAUUUAUCUUUUAAUUGAAAUAUUUCAACUCAAAAAACCAAAUCACGAUGCCAAAUAAAUUUUUUGAUAAAAUUAAACUAGAUCACUUCUUUAAGAAAGCCGGUCCUGGUCAUAAAUUAACACAAGAAAAAGAAAGUCAUGCCAGUUCAUCUUUGCAUUCCAAUUUAUCCGUUGGCCCUUCAUCAUUACCCUCAGCCUCUAAAACAGAAUCAGAACAGAGAGCUGCAGCUGCUGCCAUUGCACGGUUCAAUCAAUCAAAAUCAGGGGAAUGCCGGCCUGUUAUGAAAACUAGUGUGCGUAGUGGAACUAAAACUAGCACCACAGACCACCAGCAAUCUCCAGUUACUUCUGCCAAAGCAGGGGAGCCUGAAAAGAGUAACACCGAAAGUUGCCCCUUUCUCUUAUUUACAUGUCCUGAUAUUGGACCUGCAGUGCUUCCUAAACAAGAAAUUAAUGAAUAUAUCCGAGAGUUUCUAUUCAACUCCCUUGGAGCACAGCCUGAAAUGGCCUCGACCUUGAUGAUUCAGACUCUGAAUAAAAAUAAAGAAGCUGCUAAAGUUUGUGUUGACAUCUUAACAAAAUAUAUAGACAACCUUAUUAACAACCCCGGUGAGGAAAAAUUCAGGAAAAUCCGACUUAAUAACCGAGCGUUUCAGGAGAAGGUCAACCCUAUUGAAGGGAGUGAAGAAUUUCUACUUACUUGUGGUUUUGAGAGGAAAAGUCUAAAGAUUGAUGAUCAACCUGAAGAAAUGUUUUUUAUCAUUCCAGAAGAAAAAGCGCAAAACACUGACUUUUUGAAACAUAUGAAAGAAUGUCUUCUUUCAGCUGAACCAAUUCGACCUCAGCUUGACCGAGCCUUGCAAGUAUAUACCCCUCAACAUACCAUGCCAAAUUUUGUAGUACCUGACGACUUCUAUAAUCUCACUCCAUCUGAACUCAAGAGAGAACAACAGUUACGUAGUGAAAAUACAGAAAGGAUUGAAAUUCUUCGAACGAAAGCCAUGCGAGAACGUGACGAGAAACGAGAACUGCGUCGUUAUCGUUACACUAUGAUACGUAUUCGUUUUCCUGAUAGUGUUGUCUUGCAAGGAACCUUUAGGGCUCAAGAAAAAUUAAGUGAUCUGAGGAAGUUUGUGCAAGACAAUUUAAGACUUGAGUGGAUGCCAUUUAAUUUAGUGCAUCCAACAGGACAUAGACUUGAUGACGACAUGACACUAAUUGAACUUGGCCUUGCACCAACUGCUGUGGUUAAUUUCAUUGUUGAUGAAGAUAUAAUUAAUGAUCUGGCCCUUCAGCCAGGAACUGCUAAUAAAGCUGGAUCAUUUUUGAAGUCUGAUAUCCAAUGCUUACUUCAGGAACUUCCCUAAAUUGCCUUAAUAUUAUUUUUGAAAAUAAAAAAAAAUAAAAACCACAACAACCAAAAAACAUACAAAACUCAAAAUAUUUCAAGGCUCACUUAUCAAGGAUACUGUAUGUUGAAUAUUUUGAACUGAUUUAAAUGACUGAUAUAUCACUGGUUAAAUUUUUAUUAUCAGAACACUUUCCUCUCUACCUUGCUUACUAACACUUGACAAGAUCGUUUUUUAGAGUAACUUUACAAGAAAAAAUAUUCUAUUUUUUAUUUUUCACUAAACCAUGUAAAUUCAUUAAGUUCAUGUAGUGUGCAUUUCCCAUAUGAGUUAUUUGAAGUUGAAGAAAUUUAUCAUAGAAUAUUAAUCAGCAAUUAUUAUAAUUGCAGCAAUGUAAGGUAUUUGUGAAAACUAGCUGUAGAUAGGAAUUAUAAAACAUUAUUAUAGACUAAAGCUUUUAAUGCACACCAACUUGAGAGCCCCACUGAUACAAGCUUUCCAUUUUGAAGUGUCCAAAUCUAAAUAAAAACUUUCCAUUGUAAUUUCUUGUAAGGACCUUUGGUCAAGUUUUAAAUCACUGUUAAUUAUUUUAUUAAAUUUAUUAUUUUCUAAAUUAAUUGAAACAACAGCAGUGUAUUUCAUUAGAAAUAUAACUACAAAUGGUUUAAACCCAAAUUACACUAACAUUCAUUGCUGCAGUUGUGAAAAGCAGUCUUGCUCAAAAUAGUAGAUUUUGACAAUCUAAUGGCUUGUAUUAGUCAGUCUGUCAGUAAUAAAUUGAUAUCAUUAUAAACUAUAUGCAAUAAAGAUAAUCAGGAAAUGGUGAGAAUGGAAGAGACUUCAGUUCAGUAACCAUUUUAAAUACCAUUUUAUGAAGAAUGAACUUUUUAUUUUAGAUUUGUAUUUAGGAAAGUGCAAUGGAUGUUUAUCCUUAAAGGAGAAGAAGAAUCAAUAAAAAAGAAAUUUUUUUGAAGCAUUUUAAAACUCUGCUAUUAUACUUCUAUGAUUUUAAAAGGCAAUGUUUGGGCAGUGUGAUAUGAACUGAAAAAUGCCCUUCCUUUAUCUGUAUAAUCUUUAAUCUUGUUAUUUCCACACUAAAUGUUGCUUUGCUAUUGCUUAGCUUCAAGAAUUUGGGUAUUAGAGCUUGGGGAUUAUUAUUUUUAAUCGCAGGAGCUUGAUCAUGUCACUUAUAGUGAAUGGAAAAGAUAAGCAGAGCACUUGUUAACCUUGUAUCUACAUCACUAAGAGAAGAAAAUUCAUAAUAUAAAGCUGGAUAUAUGUGAUUUGGAAAGUUAUUUCGAAAAUGGAGUGUUCAGUUCCCUACUUAUAUUUUUCUCAAACAGACCAUAAGAUUGGUUAAAUAAAUGAUUUUGUUCUGAGAAUA
This is a messenger RNA of Octopus bimaculoides (California two-spot octopus), 3301 nucleotides long. Its product is annotated as UBX domain-containing protein 6. Gene Ontology annotation, cellular component: cytoplasm. The record is from RefSeq and is a predicted model, not a curated record. Lineage: Eukaryota; Metazoa; Mollusca; Cephalopoda; Octopoda; Octopodidae. Gene Ontology annotation, molecular function: protein binding.